Molecule: messenger RNA, 540 nt
Organism: Iphiclides podalirius (scarce swallowtail)
Lineage: Eukaryota; Metazoa; Arthropoda; Insecta; Lepidoptera; Papilionidae
Source: the annotation of a GenBank genome assembly
AUGUGCAUUCUCACUUUCGUUAUUCUGAUAUUCGAACUUAACGGAAAAGGCGGGGUGGAACGAACUAGGUUGAAGAUUGCACCUUCCCCGGCCGUGCCAUGCAGACAAGUGCAGGGGCACCGAUGCGGCGGGGCGGGCGCGUCGCUUGCCCGCCAACGCGCCGCGUGCGAUGAGGGCGCGUCGCGAGUGAGCGCGCGCGGCCGCGGUGCAUGUACGCGGCGGCGGGCGGCGCGUCGCUCGCGGGCCGUAAGUUCCGCCGGCAGGCUCGCCAGCACGGCCGCCAGCCAGCGCCGUCGAGCCCGCGCCCGCGCAGCCCCCUCCACCCCGCACCCACCGGCGUCCGCGCCUACUCCUGCCAGCACUGGGAGUCCCGCCUCCUCGCGCCGCCGCCGCCCCCCCCACACUCACCAUGCCAUACCGUCGAGGUACACUGCCUGCGAUGUUGUGCCUCAGUGUCUUUGCGCCAUAGCCAGCAUGCAUACCAUAGAUGUAACGGCCUAUAUGUUGUGUGUUAACGCAAGCCCCGUACGGGUGUUGGUG